Messenger RNA from Colletes gigas, 3380 nucleotides. RefSeq names its product chromosome-associated kinesin KIF4-like (gene Klp3A). NCBI's taxonomy places the organism in Eukaryota, Metazoa, Arthropoda, Insecta, Hymenoptera, Colletidae. The record is from RefSeq and is a predicted model, not a curated record. Gene Ontology annotation, molecular function: microtubule binding; microtubule motor activity; ATP binding. The transcript is spliced from 14 exons. Gene Ontology annotation, biological process: microtubule-based movement; mitotic spindle organization. The coding region runs from base 135 to 3380 and encodes 1081 amino acids.
AACGGUUACAAAUUUGUUCCCUCGCAUAAAGUCGUAAUACUGCCUCGAAAUGUUUUAUUUCUUGUUAUUUUCUUUUAUAGAAAAGUAUACUUACUGUAGAUUUUAUUAAUUAUCAUACAUCAAACAGACCGAAAAUGAAUGAAGAUACAGUUCGUGUUGCUGUGCGUAUCCGUCCAUUAGUGAAAACUGAAGUUCAAAAGGGAUGUCGAACAUGUUUAAAUGUUGUCCCUGAUGAACCACAAGUAAUUAUACGUAAUACAGAUAAAGCUUUUACAUUUAAUUAUGUCUUUCCUCCUGAUAUUGGUCAAGAAACCUUUUAUGAUGUAGCUAUUAAAGAUAUGGUAAAGAAUAUUUUUCAGGGCUACAAUGUAACUAUAUUAGCUUAUGGUCAAACAGGAAGUGGUAAAACCCAUUCAAUGGGCACCAAUUAUGACGAAACAGAAGAUAUGGGUGUUAUACCACGAGCAAUACACGAUAUAUUUGAUAUAAUUUCAAUGAAAGAAAACUGGAGUUUCAGAGUUACGGUUUCAUUUAUGGAGCUAUAUCAAGAACAAUUGUACGAUCUUUUAACUGACAAAGAACGUAGUCAGUCUAUUGUUGAUAUUAGAGAUGAUGGAAAACAUAUAAAAGUUGCUGGAAUUGUAGAGAAGGAAGUGAUGAAUGCAAAAGAAACAUUACAAUGCUUAGUACGAGGAUCUCUAGGCCGUGCAACUGGUGCUACAGCAAUGAAUGCUCAGAGUAGUCGUAGUCAUGCAAUAUUUACGUUGUGUAUACAUCAAUGCAAAAAAGAUGAUCCUAAUACAGCAACAACAGCCAAGUUCCAUCUAGUAGAUUUAGCUGGGUCUGAACGUAGUAAAAAAACACAAGCAACCGGUGAAAGAUUUAAGGAAGGUGUCAAUAUAAAUAAAGGACUGUUAGCAUUAGGAAAUGUUAUAUCUCAAUUAGGCGAUGCUAGCCCUACAUCUUACAUUGGUUAUCGAGAUAGCAAACUUACGCGAUUAUUACAAGAUUCUCUUGGAGGCAAUUCCAUGACGCUUAUGAUAGCAUGUGUCAGUCCAGCAGAUUAUAAUUUAGACGAAACUCUAAGUACACUGCGUUACGCGGAUAGAGCACGGAAAAUAAAAAAUAAACCUGUGAUAAAUCAAGAUCCACAAGUUUUAGAAAUUAAUAGGUUGAAUAAAGUGGUGCAAGAAUUGAAACUUGCUUUGGUAGGUCAAGAAAUCGGAAUGUCUUGUCCGCUUGAGCAUAAACAGCUUGAAGAAAAUAAUAAGUGUUUGCGACAAAAAAUAAGAGAUUUAACAGAAAAGCUACAUGCAAAUCUGAUAGAAGUCGUAGUUAUGCACGAAAGAGCCGAACUAGCGGAACAAGCUAGAGAAAAAAUUCAGACAGAUAUGCUGAAAAUAUUAGAAAACUGUAAAGAACUUUUAGAUAAUUUUGAUAAAAAUCCUGAUACACAUACUGAACACCGUACAAAAUUAGAAGCUAUAUAUGUACAAAUUCUUGAUAUACAGAAAGAUCAGGAAAAGACAUCGGAGGAGCUCAUAAAUUGUGGAAUAUCUGUUACUUCAAAAACAUUUACAAUGGACAGUGAUGAGGACUCGAAACAUACAUCUGUAAAUGACACAAGUUCUGAAAAUCCAGACAGUUUAGACGAUUUCGAUAAAAAACACGAAGAGCAUACUUUGCUUCAAGUCAAAAGGAAUAAUGAAGUACAAAACAUAAAUAAGGAACUGGCUAUUAAGGAAAGUCUUAUGUGCCAGUUGUUAAAAGACUCUUCUCAAAUGAUGGAUUAUUCCAAAGAAAGACAAGAAAUGGAACAAGAAAUAAAAACGCUUCAAACGGAAAGGGAUGAACUUGUACAAGCGCUGCAAAGUGUUCAAGCAAAUAGUGUUAGUUCAAAGCUGGCAGAAAGUCGGCGGAAAAAGGUACAAGAGUUGGAAAAGAAAAUAGGAGAAUUGAGGCGCAAAGUUUCCGAGCAAGAUAGAAUAGUAAAAAUCAAAGAGAAACAAGAUCAACAAAUAAAAAAUUUAUCAAAUGGAAUGCAAUUGCUAAAGAAAACUAGGGUACAAUUAAUUAAACAAAUGCGUACUGAAUCUGAUAAAUUUGCAAAAUGGAAGGAAUCUAAAGAGAAAGAACUGAAUAGAUUAAAAGAUCAGAAUUUAAAGAAAACCAAUGAAAUGACUCGUUUAAAAAUGUGGCAUAGUAAACAGGAAACAGUGUUUAAAAGAAAAAUGGAAGAAGCUUUUGCUGUCAACAAAAGAUUGAAGGAAGCUCUUGAUUUACAGAAAAGAGCAGCAAUAAGAAGGGAAAAUAUGAACAAUAAAUCAAAUAAGAUUAAAAAUUGGCUCAUUCAAGAGUUGCACAUAUUGGAGAGUACUGUUGAUGCUGAAUACUCGCUCGAAAAUUUAAUGCAAGAUAGAGCGUCGUUGACACGUGUGCUAGAUAAAUUGCGAAAUAGUAGCGAUACAAAUGAGGAAAAGAUUUCCGAAAUUAUUGAAUUUCUAGAUUUGCGUAAUACACAAAUUACUGAUCUUCAACAGAAAAUUGUUGAGUCAGAUCAAGAAAAUAGAAAACAUUCGAGAUGGCAACAGAUACAUACAAUAGAUGAUGCAAAAACUGCCCUUAAAAUAUUAUUUAAACAUACAGCAGAAAAUAGGAGAAAACAGUGUGUAAAGGAAUUUGAGUACAAGGAUCUUUUGGAAAAGUAUGAAGAAAUACGAGCAAAGGGGACGGAAACAUGUGCUUCGCAACAGUUCGCAAUUGCGAAUACAAAUUGCAUUAAGCAACUUGAAAACGAGGAAAUCGACAAAUUAAAAGAGGAAUUAAAACAUUACAAAGAAAAAUGCCAACAUCUAGAGCUCACGGUUUUAAGUGAAAUCAAGGGUACGAAUACAGUAGUGAAACCUAAAGUCAAACGGCAAACGAUGAGAGUUACGGAAAUAAUUGAUGAAAAUACGUGCCCUAUGUCAGAUGACAGUAUUAUCGAUGAUCCUGAUAAAGAUCCAGAUUGGGUACACACACCAUUUUAUAAUCGCAUUCAAAAACUUCAGAACACAGCCAAAAACACUUCGCUUGAUCACACGAUACGAAAACGAUCGGUGGAGGGGGAUAUAAAAUGUGGUUGUAAAACAAAAUGUUCUACACGUAUUUGCUUAUGUUUUAAGAAUAAAAUUGCUUGUUCCAACUGUAGUUGUAAUCCAGAAAAUUGUCAAAACAAAGAUAAUACUAAUAUUAAUCGUACUUUGCUCUUACAGUAUAAUGAAGACAAAGAGAUCAAUGAACCAAUAAAAAAACAAAGUUCAGUACGAUUGAACUUGCGAGAAUUGACUGUUUAUCGUAGCCUUCUGGUGGCGAGUCCAAAUGAUGUUGGUGUGCCAUGA